Molecule: messenger RNA, 1789 nt
Organism: Ctenocephalides felis (cat flea)
Lineage: Eukaryota; Metazoa; Arthropoda; Insecta; Siphonaptera; Pulicidae
Product: docking protein 1-like
Exons: 2
Coding region: 88-1698 (536 amino acids)
Biological process (GO): cell surface receptor protein tyrosine kinase signaling pathway; positive regulation of MAPK cascade
Cellular component (GO): cytoplasm
Source: RefSeq, a predicted model, not a curated record
UAAUAACAAAAACGUGUAUUUCAAGAAAUGUUUUCAAAUUUCUUAGUAAUUAGUGUUUUAUAUUGUGGACAUAAAUAAUGCAACAACAUGGAAGUAGAAAAGCCUGUCAUGAAAGGAUACCUGUUAUUUCCUCCACAAGGAAUAGUGUUCAACCUUACGAAAAAGAAAAUAUGGACUCAGAAAUACUGCAUGCUAUUUAAAUCUAGUAGUCAUGGAAUUGAAAGAUUAGAAAUAUUUGAUUCUAUUGAAGAUGUUAAUAAUACUACACCAAGAAUCAUCACUUUGGAGAAUUGUGUAAAGAUAACAAAAACUGCGCCAUUAUACUUUGCCAUUAUUACUAAAACUAUAGUUCAUCAUAUAGGUGUUACAUUGGAAGAUUUGCUCUCACCUUGGGUAUCUGCCUUUCAGUCUGUUGCAUUUAAAGAGGACAUUUUAAAAAAUAUUUGCAUAGAGGAAGAUAAUGAGCUGUAUUGCACUUUAUUUGAAGAUGUUUUUACUGUAAAACUCAUCCCUUCUGAAGCAUCAGAGAGAUGUGGCUUUGAAUCUACUUUAUAUAUGCUGUACUUAACAGGAAACGCAAUUCAACUCUGUGAUAUUAAAAAUGGUGCAUUGAUAGCUACAUGGCCAUAUAUGUAUAUUCGUCGAUAUGGUUAUCGUGGUGGAAAGUUUACAUUUGAAGCUGGUAGGAAGUGUUUUACUGGUGAAGGUACUUUUCAUUUGGAGCAUUCAAAUCAACAAGAAAUAUUUCGCAGCCUGUCAACAAAAAUGAAAUCAAUGAAGAAGCUCAUGAGUCAGGAAUGCAUAGUUAGUUUAGAUUGUGCUGAUAGUCAAUUUCAUGCUGCUAUGAAUAUGGAAGCUAGAUCAAGAAGUCCCUUUCCACCAUCUAUUAAUUAUUCAACUGAUAUGGAAAGCCCUAGUAAUUUUAAAAUUAAGACCUUUUCAGAACCUGCUGAUGCUAAUUUAACUUCCCAUAAAAUGUUGUCAUCAGUUAAUACAGCAUCAGUGCAACCACAAAAGCCACCUCGUAAGUUUAUUUUUCCUAAUGUUACAGAUAAAUCUGAUAGAGAGGUAUUAUCAAGACAUAAUCCUAAAGAAGAUAAAGAGAGCACUGUUAAAAAUGUAGUUUCUCCUAUUGCUGAUAGCAAUAAAGGUUCUAAGUAUGACAAAAUAAUGUACAGGAAAAAUGCAUGGAAAACAUUAGGCUUAGAUGAAGUUAAUCACACUGAAACAUUUAAUUCAUCUCAACAGGAACUAUCGUUAUCUUUUAAAAAGAGAUCUAAAUCAUAUGAUAAUUUGAAUAUCAGCUCUGAAUUAUCUUCAAACAUUCUUACACAAUUGUCUGAUAAUAAGGAUUCAGAUAACAGUUAUGACAGAUUGCAGUAUUUUGGAUCAAAUAACAAACUUAAUAGAUCAUUUGGUUACAAAUCAAUAAAUAAUUUGAAAAUAAAGCCUCCGGAUUCAUUUGUUAAAGUGAAGGAUAAUGGUGAAUUACUAGAAAAUAUACAACCAGCAAGGUUAGCAGAUGAUAGUCACCAAGGUUAUGGAGUAAUUAGGAAAUCGCCUAAAGCUGCACCACAAGUGCCAGUGCCUCAAAAACCAAUUAUUCCCCAGAAACCUAUUCUUAAUGUAAGUGAUGUAAGUCAUAUUCAAUUUAAUGGCACACAAUAUGCAUUAGUAAGUAAGGCAAAACAAGUGUAACUAUUUCUAUAAAGUAUUUUUAUAUAUUUUAUAUUGCCAUAUAUCAUUUGUUUGCAAUGAAAUUGCAAAUAAUAUACCCUCAAAUCUAAAA